Enhydra lutris kenyoni (northern sea otter) is the source of this 1292-nucleotide messenger RNA. It is a transcript of the gene ISCU, whose product is annotated as iron-sulfur cluster assembly enzyme. The record is from RefSeq and is a predicted model, not a curated record. Gene Ontology annotation, molecular function: ferrous iron binding; 2 iron, 2 sulfur cluster binding. Gene Ontology annotation, cellular component: mitochondrial matrix; cytoplasm. Gene Ontology annotation, biological process: iron-sulfur cluster assembly; intracellular iron ion homeostasis. NCBI's taxonomy places the organism in Eukaryota, Metazoa, Chordata, Mammalia, Carnivora, Mustelidae. The coding region runs from base 59 to 529 and encodes 156 amino acids. The transcript has 5 exons.
GCGGGCGCGUCCCUCCCCUCCGUCUCGCGCUCGGCCUAAGCUGGCGCAAGCCGGGAAGAUGGCGGCGGCUGGAGCGGGCCGUCUGAGACGGGCGGCGUCGGCCCUGCUGCUGCGGAGUCCGCGCCUGCCUGCCCGGGAACUGUCUGCUCCGGCCCGGCUCUAUCACAAGAAGGUUGUUGAUCAUUAUGAAAAUCCUAGAAACGUGGGGUCCCUUGACAAGACUUCAAAAAAUGUCGGAACUGGAUUGGUGGGGGCGCCAGCAUGUGGUGAUGUAAUGAAACUGCAGAUUCAAGUGGAUGAAAAGGGGAAGAUUGUGGACGCCAGGUUUAAAACAUUUGGCUGUGGGUCUGCUAUUGCCUCUAGCUCAUUAGCCACUGAAUGGGUAAAAGGGAAGACGGUGGAAGAAGCCUUGACGAUUAAGAACACGGACAUCGCCAAGGAGCUCUGUCUGCCCCCCGUGAAGCUGCACUGCUCCAGGGAAGGAGGAAUGAGAAACAGUAGCCUUAACUUACUGACCAAAUUAGUUUAAAAUCAGCAGAGAGCCAGGCCUCUUGCCAGAGUAAGACUCACAAGGAAAAUCGGGGGCAGGGAUGUGCUAACAGUCGUCAGGAAGUCUACUAUGACCCGAGUUCUUUCCACCCGAGCUGGGAUUCCCCAGUAUGCAGGAAUAAAGGCCAUAGCUUGUCGACAUUUUCAUAAAACCCCCAGCCUCUUCAUUUGGCCUUCUUGGGCACCGCCACCUUUAGCUGCUCCUCUCUGCCUGUUGCUUACUAUUUCCCCCCAUAGUCAUUAUAAUUCUGACUCCAAAGUAAAAGUUUUCAAAGUUGGGAUCCCUCCAGAGGAUGUGGCAGUUGCCACCUGUCAAUUAGUGGCAUGACCCACGUUACACCAGCUUGCUCAGCCAGCAUCCGCUACAUUUACUCCAGACUUCCCUGGGGACAGAUGAGAACGGACGUCUCUUGUGGCCCUCUGACAUGUCAGUUUAUUAAGCCCUCACCCUAUCCCAGCAAAGGGAGAAUGUCCCAGUUUUAUAGAACAGAAAGGGGAUUCCAGGAGGCUGAGGCUAGCCUAGAAUCCCAGGUAUUUAAACUCUAAUCUGCCUCCGAAGCCACGGACAGGCGUAAUCAGGCUCAGGAAACGGCUGGCUGGCUUUCCAGGCUUGCUCCUCACUCCCCACCCCCCAGCCGGGGGGUUCUGAUAAGCCCUUCCCCAGCGCCGCUGCCCUCUAGCUCUUAGAGGUGUGAUGCCCAAGACCCUCUCUGUACAGUCUACAGACUGAGGCUCUUUCCUUG